Phyllostomus hastatus (greater spear-nosed bat) is the source of this 1050-nucleotide messenger RNA. RefSeq names its product galanin receptor 1 (gene GALR1). The coding region runs from base 1 to 1050 and encodes 349 amino acids. The record is from RefSeq and is a predicted model, not a curated record. Lineage: Eukaryota; Metazoa; Chordata; Mammalia; Chiroptera; Phyllostomidae. Gene Ontology annotation, molecular function: galanin receptor activity. Gene Ontology annotation, cellular component: membrane. The transcript has 3 exons. Gene Ontology annotation, biological process: negative regulation of adenylate cyclase activity; positive regulation of cytosolic calcium ion concentration; G protein-coupled receptor signaling pathway.
AUGGAGCUGGCGGCAGGGAACCUCAGCGAAGGGAACGCGAGCUGGCCCGAGCCCCCGGCCCCGGACCCUCCGCCGUUCCUGGGCAUCGGCGUGGAGAACUUCAUCACGCUGGUGGCCUUCAGCCUGAUCUUCGCGCUGGGCGUGCUGGGCAACAGCCUGGUCAUCACCGUGCUGGCGCGCAGUAAGCCGGGCAAGCCGCGCAGCACCACCAACCUGUUCAUUCUCAACCUGAGCAUCGCCGACCUGGCCUACCUGCUCUUCUGCAUCCCCUUCCAGGCCACGGUGUACGCGCUGCCCACCUGGGUGCUGGGUGCCUUCAUCUGCAAGUUCAUCCACUACUUCUUCACCGUCUCCAUGCUGGUCAGCAUCUUCACGCUCGCCGCGAUGUCCGUGGACCGCUACGUGGCCAUCGUGCACUCCCGGCGCUCGGCCUCCCUGCGGGUGUCCCGCAACGCGCUGCUGGGCGUGGGCUGCAUCUGGGCUCUGUCUGUGGCCAUGGCCUCGCCCGUGGCCUACCACCAACGCCUCUUCCACCGGGGCCCCGGCAACCAGACCUUCUGCUGGGAGCAGUGGCCCGACCAGCGCCACAAGAAGGCCUACGUGGUGUGCACGUUCGUCUUCGGCUACCUGCUGCCGCUGCUGCUCAUCUGCUUCUGCUAUGCCAAGGUCCUUAAUCACUUGCACAAGAAGUUGAAGAACAUGUCCAAGAAGUCCGAAGUGUCGAAGAAAAAGACGGCGCAGACGGUGCUGGUGGUGGUCGUGGUCUUCGGGAUCUCCUGGCUGCCGCACCACGUCAUCCACCUGUGGGCCGAGUUCGGGGUCUUCCCGCUGACGCCGGCCUCCUUCCUGUUCAGGGUCACGGCGCACUGCCUGGCCUACAGCAACUCCUCCGUGAACCCCAUCAUCUACGCCUUCCUCUCCGAGAACUUCCGCACGGCCUACAAGCAGGUGUUCCGCUGCCGCGCGCGCGCCGAGUCGCCCCUCGGGGGCGCCAGAGACCCCAGGAGUCAGCCGGACACCCCGCCGUCAACCAACUGCACGCACGUGUGA